UUUUUUUUUUCCAAAAUAUUUGGCAAAUGCCUUUUCAUUGCCGCUCGGUCUCCGCAAACCCAAAAUCAAAACCAAAAUCUAAUCAUACAAAGCCCAGAAAGGACAUGGCAUAUCAUCAUCAUUCACAGCCACCAAGCUCAAAUCCGAAAAAAAAAAACGAACAAACCCAUCCUUCAAAAUAAUAUCCCGUAUGCUCCAGGUGGAUAAAGUAGGGGGCGCGAGGAGUAGAGAAGUAGGAUCAAACCUAUUCAAGACCGGGAAUCGUUACACUCCGAGUCCUUGGACUUCGACCAUCGUGUGAGAGCGGGGAGCGCAAGCGCAUACCCAUCCCUGCCACGCAGCUUCUCUUGCGAGAUGGGUGACGACGAAAGACGGGUACAACAACUUUGCUCGCCAACAACGCCCACAUCAACGAAUCGAAAUGCAGAGGGAAAGGGAGGGGGCAGGAGGGUGAAGGAGCGGGAAGAAGGGAAGCGGACGACCGAGCAGGCGAAAAAAAUAAAACAAAAUAAAAUCAAAAAAGCAAUCAGAACAGGAUGCCAAUAGGCAGACAAAACGGUAGACAGCGGGCAAAAGCCCGUACAAAAUCCCAGCGCCGUCUAUACCCUUUUUUUUGGUGUGCAAACAACUGUAAAACAAUCAUAAUCCUGUAAACCCAAGCAACCGCUUUAAAAGAAAAAAAGAGAUAAACGAAACCCAAGCUCGACCCAAUGCACCGACCGCCAUGCAAAAAAAAAAAAAAAAAAAAAAAAAAAAAGAAAGAAAGACAGAAAGGAAAGGGAAGG
Molecule: messenger RNA, 785 nt
Organism: Coccidioides immitis RS
Lineage: Eukaryota; Fungi; Ascomycota; Eurotiomycetes; Onygenales; Onygenaceae
Exons: 1
Coding region: 355-546 (63 amino acids)
Source: RefSeq, a predicted model, not a curated record